Molecule: messenger RNA, 1863 nt
Organism: Pelobates fuscus (common spadefoot toad)
Lineage: Eukaryota; Metazoa; Chordata; Amphibia; Anura; Pelobatidae
Gene: ERICH6
Product: glutamate rich 6
Exons: 14
Coding region: 12-1742 (576 amino acids)
Source: RefSeq, a predicted model, not a curated record
UCAACAAGAAAAUGGAACCUUCUGCAGGCGGCAUGGGUCCGACUAUGGGAGAGCUGGAGAGCGGCCCGGGGGCCGAUAAAGCUCCUAUCACUGAGGUAACUGAUGAAGAAAAGCAAAAGGAUCACAGUAAAGACCAUAAUUUAAACCAGACACAAGGCACAGAAGCCUUUGAUACAAUGCCUUUAGGUAUUUCAGUCUCUUUACAGACCGAUACAAGUUGGCUUCAUGAACAUAACCAGGAAAAACAGUCUACUGACUCACCAAAUUGUGCAACUCCACCUGCCAGCGAUUCACCAGCAAGUGACCAGGAAGAUGAUCUGUACUCCUCUUUAUCAGACGACCUAAGUGAGUUGAGCAUUCUUUGUGACAUGGAGUUCAGCUCAGACUACAUGACUUUUUUUGAGGAACAACUUAAGACUUUACCUAGAGUUGGGCCACCUACUAUCUUCGCCUACAAGAGAGAAUCCUCUGAGACUGAUAGACAUCUGGCAAUGUCAAAGGUUUUAAAGGAGAAGUCAGAAAAUGAAUUGUGUGAAUUUUGUGGAAAUCCACUGAAGCCAUUCCCUGUCCACUAUCCUAAGGAUAUGUAUUUCUCUGAUGAGCUUUUUUGCUGCAGUAAAUUUAAGAAUAUGUUUGAACUCCUUUUCAAAGAGCAAAUGCACCUUUUUAAGAAAGAUUCAGUGGAGAAUAUUUCGAUUGCACCUCAUGAACCUUAUGGCAGCGAAGCAGAAAGACAAAAAGCAAAGGCAAAAGCAGCGGAAAGGCUCCGACAAAGACAUUUGGCAAAAUUCUUUUCAUCUGUGGUGAUGGACUCUACUUCUGCUGCUGUUUCUGACUAUGGAAAAUCAAUGAAAACCAUUUCCUUUCAACUUUCAAAUACUCCACCUGAACUGGACGCUAGUACAAUAAAACCUGAACGUUCGUCAUAUGAAACUGAUGGUGGUGCAGUGGACGAUGAUUAUUUCUUCUGUGACAUUUCUUUAACAAGUGAAAAGAUACCACUGCAAUUUGUAGAAAAGUACUACAGAACAGGAAGGAAAUUCCUCACAAUGUUUCCAGAUGGAACAGUACAAAUAUUUUAUCCAUCAGGGAACCUGGCUGUCAUUGUAGUAGCAGAUAAACAAAGAGAGUCUGUCUGCCUAGUCCAAGAAGAUAAAUCAAAUAAUGCGGGGAUACAGGCCAUGUUUGCUUCUUCUGGAAAAGCCACCUGCUACCACCCCAACGGAACGGUUUGGAUAAAUAUAACUCCAGUAGGUGGACAGUAUUUGGACAACAUUGGCAGGAGAAUUAGAAGAUGGAAAUGGCAAAGUGUCUUAACCCCCAAGCCUUACGUUCAAUUCAAACCAAUCUUCAUAUCUUUAAAUCAUCAAGUUGGUGUCAGAAUAAUUGCACAAGACCAAAUGUCUGUCUCUUUCUUGGCAAUGGGGAAACAGGCAAAAAUAAAUGUGGGGAGAAGAGAUAAGAUACAAAAUCAAGUGAAGGAGAUGGAAAGAAAUAUUCGGCCAUAUAGAGAAAUAGCGGAGGAUGAAUUGAUUUUAGUUGCCAUGAAGAUCAAAAUUCUUCGUCUGCUGAACAAAUUGAAUGAAUAUUUAAAUUUCCCUUCCAACAAGCAGUGGGAUAGAAUAAAGCCACCUUCAUUUCUAACUGCCCAGGCACAGAAAGUUAUAAAUCUCUGCAGUGUUUGCAAAAUAAACAAAGAGACCAAUUCUUCAAUUCAGACUAUCUUGGGAAACUCUCAAUAAUAAUAUGGCAAUUUAGAUGUUCCUGGACCAUUAAAAAAAACUAAUGGAAAUGUAAGAUUAGUAUGUCACGAUAUAUGACCACAUUAUGGUGUAUUGUAAAUAAAAACUGGAUUAACGUAAA